Molecule: messenger RNA, 2046 nt
Organism: Coccidioides immitis RS
Lineage: Eukaryota; Fungi; Ascomycota; Eurotiomycetes; Onygenales; Onygenaceae
Exons: 1
Coding region: 265-1305 (346 amino acids)
Source: RefSeq, a predicted model, not a curated record
UGAUUUUACAGCUCAAUUGGUUAUUUAAGCUUACAAUCAACACCCUGAACGGUUAUCCUUGUGGAUAACGAGUCCUUCGAGCACAAAAGAGAGCGUACAUGUUGAGAAAGGCGCCUCCUAUACGUGCACCCCCUGUAGCUUUCUAGCACCGAGCUGGAGAGCGAGUCAAUCCCUGUAGCUUUCUGGCACACGGCCAGAGAGUGAGCCAAAACGCCUGCUACACGCACCUAGCGAGCAAAUCGAGCACCUGGCAACACCAAAGCCAUGGUGAACCGCACAGACGAACCAGAGCACCGAACUCCUGACCGGGAGGCUCCAACAAACCUCCCUACACCCCAAACCAAGCUUAGACAGUCAGAUAGGCUAAGAAGAAACCCACCAAUCAAGCAGGAGCCUAGGGAGGAGAAUGAGCUUCAAAUGUUGCGCAGAAUGAUGCUGAAUCAACAGGAGAUGAUGCAAAGGCAACAGGAGACAGUACAACAGCUGGCACAGCAAGUGAACCUCUUGUCAGGCCAAGCAAGCACUGCAAACACGCCUGCAACAGUGCAGGAGAAUCCGGAGCAAGAAGCUCAACAAGAAGAAGAGGACCGAGAAAUAGACUCUGAGGACGAACUAGAAGAAUUUGUCGGCAACCUUAUAGACACAAAUACGCGAACCGGCAGAGCGAUCACCCAAUUCAUGAAGAUCACGAAGACGGUAAAGAAGCCUAUGACCCUGGCUGGGGCCAGCAACUACCUAGCAUGGAGCAAAGCCAUCCUAAAGGUAGCUCGUCAAGUGGAUACUGAGAAGAUUAUCCUGGAAAGACAAGAGACCUCACCACGGCCAGAGAACUCGAAGAUUUCACAAUACUGGAACGUUCAGAAUAAAUGGCUACACGGCCUAAUCGACAGUACGAUAUCUGCACAAGCCAGAGAACACUUCGAGGAAUCGGAUAGUCUUAGUGCUUACAAACUCUGGGAAGCUGUAAGGACAGCCUUCCAAGAGAGACCUGAGAUACAGCGGGAAAGCCUAUUUACGGAGUUAAUAAGAAUGACACCACAGUCCGCUGGCUCAGAAAGGAAUUAUAUAAUGAGAUUCCUAGCAAUCCGUGUGGAAUGUGAGAGAUUAGGGUUCAAAAUUCAUGACUACAUCCUACACGAUAUUUUGAAGGCGAACAUUACGCCUCGAUGGAGAGAGUUCAUACAGAACCGAUUUGACAUGGCGUGCCAGAGCGGAGCAAACCUACCAGAGAAGGAUUUGGAAGGCCUACUGAAGGAUAUACUCCACCGAAUCCCCAAGAAAGACCAGAAGAAACGUGGAUCCUGAAGGCUUGAAACCGGCGGCCAGCUCGGAUUCAGACUGGGCUGGAGCCGACCCUGCGUACAAAUCCACCAGCGGCUACAUUAUUACCAUGAACGGAGCACCAAUUUCGUGGAGAUGACAGCGCCAGACGUCCGUUUCGAAAUCUACGACCGAAGCGGAGUAUUUGGCAGCUAGCGAAGCUGCUUGUGAACUAGUUUGGAUCAACGACCUGCUGAUAGACGCCGGGGUGAUUAGCGAAGGCUCAGCAAAGCUAAGGAGCUCGAAAUUAAGUGUUGACAACAAGGGAGCAGUUGACUUAGUUAAAGCUGAAGCUAUAACACAAGGAGCACGCCAUAUUGAGAUUCAGCACCAUAUGCUAAGAGACUGGGUUCAAAAGGACGAAAUCUCAAUCGAGCACGUUGGAACCGAUGCGAAUAAAGCUGACGGGCUCACGAAGGCUCUUGCAACAGAUCCCUACGCUCAAUUCACAAGCGCGAUAGGGGUUACAGGUUGAUACAGGAAAAUGUGGAGGUUUAUCAGUGAAGCCAACGAAAAUACAGUAUCGCGGCAAAACGGAGCUAAGCCUAAAGAAGGAGUAAAUCUGGACUCUGUAAUUAAUUUUUAUGGCGGAUUUGAGAAUCUAUGUGGCUCUCGCUCGCUGCUGGAGCUCGUUGCACAGGGAGCACCUCGCUCACGUGACCCACAUAGAUUAGCCGAGAUUCCCCUUUAGGUAGCUUAGUGAAUGACAAGCAUACGAGUCCUCCA